CGGUUAAGAUAGAAAAUCAUUUUGCGACAAACAAUAGACGAUAUUUAUUAAAAUUUUACAUAGUCUAAAACUAGGCAUUUCGCUCUAUCCAUUCGUAAAAAAAAUUUGUUUUGGCUUUUCCAUGAUCGAGAAAAUUAGCUUUCUUUUUCUGCUAGGUGUUUUCCGAAACUAUGUGCUCAGUGUAAUCGGUUUCCGAUUUUUUUCGAAGCUUCAAAUUCAAUGAACUUUUUACCGAAGGUAGACCUAAUAACGAUACAUAUGUGCUGAUAGCGCAAACCAGGGCAAACGCUCCUGGACCGAGUUAUAGAUUUCCAAAAAAAAACCUCGGUUUUUGAAAUAAAUUAGGUUUUUAGUUCAUUAACAUUUAAAUUAAAAAGGACCAGGGCGGAUCCUGGAACAUCUUGCCAUAUCCGGUCUUAGGAUCCCGCAGGACCGUAUUGGAUCCUUCUGGUUCGUUAGACUGGGUUCUAUUACACACGUAAGGGGCUGACGUCUGUUUUUUAAGCAACUACACGUCGACGAAUCAAAUUUGUAUCAGCCUCUGCACUCUGCAGGGGGCUGAAAACUGUUAUCCGAGAAGCUGACAAAAUCUGAUUUAGAGUGUAUACAAUAUCAUACUUGAUAAAGGCAAAAGAUGAGAUUUCAUCCAUCGAAGCAUUAUCCUAACAGAAAGGCUUACUGAUAGAUAUAUGAUAUCAAGAAUAUUAACGGUGUAAUGUGGUAUACGAGCUGCAAACCAUUAUAACUAUAAAGUAGAGUUACAUAAAAAAAUAACCCCAGUUCCUGUAAACAGAGAGAUGUUUUUAAGUAUGAGAUAGAUAAAGAAAUAAAAUCGCUUUGAAAUUGUCUUGAGCUCAAGCUCUAACUGAUCCUGAAGCGAACGAGGUAGCUUAAUUGCAUCAUGUCCAUAUCCUAUGAGAAAACCGGGUAAAACAUGUUGAAAUCGAGAUCCCUACUAUCUGCGUAAACAUUCUUCAAAGAGAGGUGUCUCGGUCUAGAUACUUGUGCUUUUUGGUGUUCGUGGACUCAAAGAGUUAAUGUGUUGAAUAAGAAACUAGAUUUUUUAGCUAAGGAACACCGAAGUUCCCUUUCGAAAUAGUCCUUAUUAAACAAUUACUCAUGAUCAUGACAAAGCUUGAUUCUGAAUGAAUUUUAUUCCAUCUAAUUGAAAAAUUGAUCUGAUAAAACAUAGACCGAGUUUCAAUGGCAAACAAGGAAGUUCUAAAACAAUAGAAAUGCUAUGUCCCUAAAUUGUGGAGCGUUCCAAUUACUGUUGCAAAUAAGCGACAUCUCUUAAAUUCGACUCAGACAACGAAAUCUCGGCACAAUAAUAAUGUCUCACAAUUUUUGUCGAGAUUGUGGUUCGAAUCAAUUUGAACAUAUUGAUGGUCGAUUGUAUUGUGUUGAAUGUCAAUCACAAAGUGUUACAUCAACAAUUCAUGUCUCAUUUGCUAAUGAAGCAAGUGAACAAUUAGGACGGAGAGUGCGAGGUCAAACGCAAGAAAAACAAGAUAGAAUAAAUAUCUUUGAAUCAAGUGAAAUACAUUCAUCCUUCUUGAAAAGAGAAACAGUUAAUUAUGAUGAAACAAUUGCAAAUGACGAUGAAAAUGUUCCAUUGGAAACAUAUGUUCAGAAAAUUGAUGAGGAUACAUUGGCAGAAGAGUCGAUGCACGCUGAUCAUAUUUGGUCUUCUUAUGAAGCAUAUAGUUACAUCUUAUACGAGCAAACAAAAGCAUUGAUUCAAUUAGGUAUCAAUUCAGACGUUAAACAAUGUGUUUAUAUGCUAUAUUUAAGAUAUUUAUCCUCCUGUGGAAUAUUGAAAACAAAUAAAACAAGGGAAACUACAUCACUGGAAAAUAAACGGCUGAAAACAUUAGAAGAGUCCGAACAAGUGUAUAUGAACAGAGAGGAGUUUUACGAUAAAUACAAUACAAGAAUAGUGAAAAAAUCCUUAUGUGCUGUCAAUUUAGAUGUAUUAGUGUCAUUGUUACAUUGCGCGUGCUAUUUAACUGGACAACCGGUGACAAUAAAGCAAUUUGUUCAGUGGAUAAAUGAUUCGAAGUUACCCUAUUAUGAUAUUCACAAAUAUUUGCCAAAAUGGAUGAAACCUACUGGUCGUGAUCGAUUUUACCUUUGUAAAAUGACGAUAAAUACAUCAAUGUUAUUUGAGUAUAUGGAUAUUAUUCGUUCAUGUAUAAAUCCUUAUUUGAAUCGGCACAUCUUUGAUAACAAACAAUUGUAUAAACAAAUGUUAACACAAACAUGUUGUCGAUAUUCUACACAAAUUUAUUUGCCCUAUAAUGAUAUUGAAUUUUUAAUUGAUCAUAUGUGCAAUAAAAUAUUAUCUAAAAAACGUUCACAUAAAUAUCCAAUUCAGACAACAUUUGAUAUUGAACUUAUUUCACUAUCUAUUCUCAUUCUAAUUAUUCUUUUAUUUUCAUUAAAUGAAACGGUUUUAGAUGAUUUUAUUCAAAAUAUAAAUCAGUAUAUAUCGGACAAUCAAGAUAUUGCAAAAGAAUUUAUCACAAAAUAUUCUCGACGACAAUUUUCCUACUCGUUAUGGUUAAAUAAUUUGGAAAAGCUAAAUCAAUUAGAAAAAAUUAGACAAUUUCAAUUUUUCGGUCGUACAUCAGUAGCAACAAUGAAUUUAUUGAAAACCAAUCAUUCAUUAUCAAGGUAUCUUAAUUGCUUGUCAAACGUAUUCCGAACGAUACAUAUGACAAAUGAUUACGUUAAAAUUGAAGUUGAAAAUGAAGAAAAAUUGAUUGAUCAACAAUUGAGAGAUAAUUCAAAACAAAAUUCAUUAGCCUAUCUAUUUCAGACACAUCAAUAUUUCACAGACUAUUACAACUUAAGAGUGGAUAAUACCAAAAUUGUUUUGAAAAGAAGAAAAAGUGAAGAGAAUGAUGAGAAUGAACCAUUAAAAAAACGAAAGAAGCAAUCAAAUGAUGAACAUAGUCCUUUGAUGACGGAGUCAAAAGAAGAAGAGUAUGAACGAAUUUCAAUUGCAAUCGAUGAUCAUACAAGAGUGGAAAAUCAAACUUUAAAAAUUUUGAUUAAUAAUUAUUCACCGAAACAUUUUUCAUUUAGUGAAAAGUUAUUUUUGUACAAUUGUUUAUUAUCUACAACAAGUGUCAAUUUGAAUCAAACUCGGACAUUUUAUUCCUUACAUCAACGUUUUCAUAAAGCAUCAUCUUCCCGUCAUUCACUAAAUCAUUUAGUUAAAAUAUUAACAACAUAUUGUUCAAUACCUUAUAAUCAACAAUUUUAUUCGUGUUUAUCAACUUAUCUGAAAUAUUUUUAUUUGACAAAACCGAUUUAUAGCUAUUUUAAUACAAGAAGAAUGAAAUAUAUAACGACAAAUCAUUCGCCUACAAAUACAACUACAACAACAACAACAACAAUGAUGAAUUUAAUUGAUAUGCCAGGAAAACGAAAAUAUGGAAUUGACAUUCUACCCAUAACGCAUAAUUUUUCUCGUGAGAAAAGAAUGAAUCAAAAACAUAAAAAAUUGAUAAAUGAUGAAGAUAAUAAUGAAUUAAAAUUAGAGGAUAGUGAAGAUAUAAAAUAA
This is a messenger RNA of Didymodactylos carnosus, 3571 nucleotides long. NCBI's taxonomy places the organism in Eukaryota, Metazoa, Rotifera, Eurotatoria, Philodinida, Philodinidae. The record is from the annotation of a GenBank genome assembly.